AUGUCCGCGCCUUCGAUUUCCCCCCUUCAACCCAUCCAGUCCUUUCGACUUCGCACUAUGCAUCGGUUAUCUCUAUUCUCUGCUGCUGGCGUUCUGUAUUUAAUCUCCUUCGCUACGGCACUGGGCAGCAAACAUGAUCACUGGAAUGAGCUUCGAGACCUGAGUCUCAACACGCCGAACCAGAACUCGAGGCUUCCAAUCCUCAUCGACACCUUUCAAAACCCAACACACAAUAACCUGGGCUUCUGGCAUGGCUCGGGUGAGAAUCUCACCGUACAACACGGUCCUGGUUUCAUCAGUCUCUUCCCAACCGAUCCUGAUCAAAACUUCCACACACAGUUCGACACCAACCAGUGCUACAGUCUGGUACCCUGGUUCAAUGAGUUUCUGCAUGUCGUAUUUGAGGGAACAGAUCAGUACAGUGUCUCUUUGAAUCAGCACAACGACGAAUGCAAUCCACGCCGCAGCCCGUUCCCCAGUGUCGCGGACUCCGUCCAAGCAGAGCGGUAUGUGAUGCAUUCCAGCUCGGAAUCAACGGGUGGAGACGGUGAUCGGGGCGAGAAUGAAGAUUGGGAUGAAGACGGUGACGUUGAUACCGAUUCCCUGGACAAGGAGCAUCGAAAACUUGGCCUCCUCAAGGCCCAUGAUCAACACAAGUAUCUAAAUGGAACUGCUAAAAUCCCCAAGGGACGCCGUGAGCUAUAUAUUCCACUGACCCACUUCGAGAUCGACUUCAAUCGAGUCGUGUCAGUAUCUUUUCACGGCUUCUAUACCCGCGAGCCUAUGACGCUGCACCGUGUCGAGAUCGUACCAACGGUCCCAAUGCCCUCUCGGGAAAAUGGAUACUUCCGAUUGCCCGGGAAGCUUCCGAGUGGAAGACUGGUUCUUCGGUGUUCCCGCCCGAAUUCGUUCGCUUUUGGAAUCGAUGAUGGACAGCCUCAGUUCUCGCAGCGAGUGAUGCGGAUCUUGGACGAGGAAGGUGUGCGAGUCACGUUCUUUGUGGUUGGGGCUGGAUUGAGAGACCGGUCGAGUAACUUCACGGCCUUUUAUAAGGAGAUGCUCACGAAGGGCCAUCAAGUUGCACUUCAUUCGAACACACAUCCCAAAAUGGAAGCACUUCAAACUGUUCGUGAGAUUGAUGACGAGAUCAUACAGACAGUUGAGGUAUUCAAGGACCAAUUGGGGAUCGAAUCUUCAUACUUCCGCCCACCAUUCGGAACAGUGGCUGCUCGCCUGCGCCAACAGCUAGCACGACACGUCCCAAGUCCAUACAUCGUGAAUUGGAGCGUGGAUGUUGAGGAUUGGCUCUGGGCCAAUACUUCUACCCCAGAGAAACAGCUCGACGCUUUCUAUCUGGGGGUUGAGAAGGGUGGUAACCUGGCCGUCAUGCAUUACUUGAAUCCAACCACCAUUGGAUACUUGCCGAAGUUCAUUCAGCACAUCAAGAAAGCAGGAUACCAGAUUAUGCGCAUUGAUCAGUGUUUGGAGGAUGUGGCUGCGCCGCCGCUGUGA
Messenger RNA from Penicillium olsonii, 1512 nucleotides. Lineage: Eukaryota; Fungi; Ascomycota; Eurotiomycetes; Eurotiales; Aspergillaceae. The record is from the annotation of a GenBank genome assembly.